CUUCCCGGGUCGCUGUCGCGGGCAGCAGAGCUCGCCCCGGCCAGGGGCACCGACCAUGUACUGCAGCCGCGCGACGCUGGGAGCGACGCGUCUGGUCCGGAGCUGGAGAGGCUCUGCGGUUUGGCUCGGCGGGGCUGCAAGAAUUGCGACCCCCAGGAUGGGGAGCAGCACAUCAUCAUCCUUGAGAAAACCAGUUGCCCCUGUAACUCAGAUCCAAGAAACAAUUUCUAAUAACUGUGUGGUGAUUUUCUCAAAAACAUCUUGUGCUUACUGCACAAUGGCAAAAAAACUCUUUCAUGACAUAAAUGUUCACUGCAAAGUGGUGGAAUUGGACAUGGUGGAGUAUGGAAACCAAUUUCAGGAUGUUCUCUACAGAAUGACAGGUGCCAAGACGGUGCCAAGAAUAUUUGUCAAUGGGACAUUCAUUGGAGGGGCAACUGACACUCACAGGCUUCACAGUGAAGGGAAACUGCUCCCACUGAUUCAUCAGUGUUAUUUAAAGAAAAAUAAGAGGAAAGAAUCCCAAUGAUAUCAGUGCUCGUAACAUUGCUUGUCGCCUGUCAUCAUUUUCAGAUAGCUGAUGAUGUUUCUCAGAUGUCUGAGUAUGUUUUAAAUAUGUGAACAACCCUCAUGAGAGGUACAGAAAUAAUGAACAAUAAAUCACGAUGGAA
This is a messenger RNA of Sorex fumeus (smoky shrew), 671 nucleotides long. RefSeq names its product glutaredoxin 2 (gene GLRX2). The transcript has 4 exons. Bases 56 to 529 code for a protein of 157 amino acids. Lineage: Eukaryota; Metazoa; Chordata; Mammalia; Eulipotyphla; Soricidae. The record is from RefSeq and is a predicted model, not a curated record.